AUGAUAAUUGCAGUUGUGAAAACACUUGCCAAGAAUAACUUGCCUUUUCGUGGAAGUCAUGAGAAGAUUUAUGAAGAGAGCAAUGGACUUUUUUUAAGCAUAGUUAAAAUGAUUGAUUCAAUUGCAAAAAGUGAAGCUAAAUUCCUAGCAACUCAUGAAUUUGAGACUUUUGAGUUCUUGUUUAGUAUUAUAAUUUGGUACAAUUUGUUAUUUCAUGUGAACUCUAUUAACAAGCUUCUUCAAAGUAAAGAUAUGAAUGUCGUAUUUGCUGUAAAGAAGCUAGAUGGGCUUGUUAAGUAUGAUGAAGUUGGUUUCAUGGAGGUUAUGGUUGAAACUAAAGAAAUGGCAAGUGAAUUGGGAAUUGAACAUAUAUUUGUUGAAAAGCGCAUCAUUUAUAGAAAGAAACAAUUUGAUGAGAAUGUUAGCGAAGAGAAAUUUCAGGGUAGGCCUGCUAUUAACAAUCCGAUUGAACCUCAAGCUCAACACAACAUUGCUCAAAAGGCAACCCAGGAUAAAGCCGACUAUGAGGGACUUCUAACCAUACUUAGCAACCUCAAGCUCAACACAUAA
This is a messenger RNA of Camellia sinensis, 570 nucleotides long. RefSeq lists its product as uncharacterized. NCBI's taxonomy places the organism in Eukaryota, Viridiplantae, Streptophyta, Magnoliopsida, Ericales, Theaceae. The record is from RefSeq and is a predicted model, not a curated record.